AUGGGAAUGCUGGCUCGACUCGCACAGUCGGCCUUUUUAUUGGGACGGGUUUAUAGGUGCAAAACGCAUCCUACCGGCGAUGCUCAAUUUGACCUGUCCGAAAAGGGUCAACUUGACCGUGCAUUACACGCUCUUCUCAGCCUCACAUACGAAGAGGGAGCUACCCGACUAAUGGCAAUAUGUCCCCAAACAGCGCUUUGUUUUAGCGCUCUGGUCAUCUUGCACAGUGACGACCCGGUUCCCAGAUCUUCGCCGUUGACCAACAGUGUCGCGUUCGCAAUGAACCACUGGCAUGACAACUAUGUAAAUGAUGAAACCAUGUCCGCGAUUCAAACAUUGAAGUUCCUUCGCCCGAUUGCCAAUGAGUCAUACACGAACGCUAACCUCUUCUUUCGAAGGGAGCCAUGGUCAAUCGAAAAGUCAUCACCGUCGCUGUUGCACUGGACAUACCUGAUCGCUGUGACUUUCUUGCAGAUAAGCAAGAGUCUGAGGAAGGUGCAAGGCUCCUCGAAGCUUGAUGAAGUUUUUAUGCAACAUGCAACUGAGUGCAUGAAGGAGGCUUCGCUUCUGGUUCCCCCAAGCGAUUGGAUACACGUCCUGAGAGAAUUUGCAGUCGGCGGCAAUGCGGAGCGGCGGGCCGAGCGCAGCCGAGCGGUACCUACAGUCGACGCAAUGCUUCAUAGGGUCCGUGGCGUCCUCAAUCUACAUGAUUGGAGCACGUCUAAGCCGCCGAUCUUUACUUCCAUCACCGGAAACAGCAAUGUUAUCUUCGUCAAAGCCGGCAUGUUUCGCAAGAGCGGCGUCGAUAUGAGUGUGCCGGUUAAGGAGCAGUGGUUUCGUCGCGCUGAGAUGUGGGAGACUCCCUAUGCGUCCGAGGGAAAUGUGCUGGUGUAG
This is a messenger RNA of Exophiala aquamarina CBS 119918, 894 nucleotides long. RefSeq lists its product as uncharacterized. The coding region runs from base 1 to 894 and encodes 297 amino acids. The transcript has 2 exons. The record is from RefSeq and is a predicted model, not a curated record. Lineage: Eukaryota; Fungi; Ascomycota; Eurotiomycetes; Chaetothyriales; Herpotrichiellaceae.